Schistocerca gregaria is the source of this 1740-nucleotide messenger RNA. RefSeq lists its product as uncharacterized. The record is from RefSeq and is a predicted model, not a curated record. Bases 74 to 559 code for a protein of 161 amino acids. NCBI's taxonomy places the organism in Eukaryota, Metazoa, Arthropoda, Insecta, Orthoptera, Acrididae. The transcript has 3 exons.
GAGACACACGGCAGCUGCCCUCACAAGAGCUCCUCAUCUCCGGCCGUCCGCUAAUCCAACGCACCCGGCAGUCAUGAAGAUUUUCCUUGCUUUCGUCUUGCUGCAUCUUUCAGCUUUUCAGGAAACAUAUCAACGCCAAGUCCCCGGUGUUGCUACGGUAACAGGUGGCCCCGUCCGAAAUGACGCUGACACUGAGAUAAGCAAGUACGACGGCCUCAAUAUGCAAAACAUAUCAGCUGGCUCGAUGGAAGGAACAGAUCGACGCAACAGCAGCAUCAACGCCACACUCCUCGAAUCAGACAUCGCCGGAUCGGGCUCAUUUUCCAACGACACUACUAGCGAAGAGGGUGCUGAAGAAAAGAAGCCCAAAUACUUCCAUGAUGAGACGAAGGGAAUAGUGGCAAUCUUCAUAAUGGCUACAAUGGUUGCUGGAUUAUUCUUGUCGCCUGUGUUGAGGCAGUAUGGGAAUAAUUACAUAUGCAAGAAGCCCCGUACUGUACAAGAGCAAGCUGAUUUUCCUCCUAGGUAUCAAGAUUUGCUGCAGCGUGAUUAUCUGUGAUCAGAACAUUCACAAUGAACAGUCCGUUUCGGACAAUCUGCUACCUCAGUCCUAUAGGUUGCAAAAUAGCAGUACUGUUCGAUUCGAGGGUAGUAGGUUCGAGUUUCUGUAGGAGCAAGUACCUUCAUUGCUGUGUCCAGGACUGUAGGUAAAAGCUAAGGUGGAAUGAACCCCAGAUUGUUCAUAAAUGUUGUUAUUCGUCUAUUUGGCAUACUUGGUAAUUAGGUUUCAUCAUUGUCAGUGAGUUACUACAGAAAUGAGAAGCAAAUGCUAUUUUAAUAUACAGAUAUAAAGUGUGAAGAAACGGACCUUUCAAUUACUUGAUGUUUCUACUUAGUGAAGCAAUACUCAUUUUUAUCCAACAUUAGAUAUAAAGUGUGAAGAAACGGACCUUUCAAUUACUUGAUGUUUCUACUUAGUGAAGCAAUACUCAUUUUUAUCCAACAUUAGAUAUAAAGUGUGAAGAAACGGACCUUUCAAUUACUUGAUGUUUCUACUUAGUGAAGCAAUACUCAUUUUUAUCCAACAUUAUUAAACUUGACCGCCAGCAGCAACUGUAAAUAUAUUUUCAAUAAAUAAUGUAUACAGCCAGUCGGUUGUAUAUAGUUUCUUAUAAUCAGCCUUGACCAAGUGGGAAAAUAGGAAGAAUUACUCUACAGGUACAGUUUAUUAUAAGAACAAACUUGGAGUUCAAUGUUAGUUUUUAUAGCAAGCUGUACAUGUGUAGUAAUCCUUGCUGUUUCUCGUGGAGGAGUUAAUCUAUAAUUUCUACUAUUUGACUUGUGCACUUUAGCUCGUAAUGUACAUGUAGACUUUAAACUUAAUGAGACUUUAUUGCUUCUGAAGGCGAUACCUCUGGUGGUGUUGAAACUUGGUCAAGGCUUAUUACAAUAAACUUUAUGCAACCAACUGGCUAUUUACAUCCUUUAUUGAAAGAUUCAUUUGUAUAUAAACCUAUGUUGCUUUAAUAUCAUCAGCUAAACCUUGAAAUUGUUUGGCAAGGAACCUGCAGAAUGAUAAAUAUUUCAUAGCUUCGAAUGGGAGGAACAGAAAUGUCCAAUAUACUUUGGAGUUAGAUUCAUUCAAGAAAACGAUUACCUAUGCGACCCACAGAAACAUCAGUAAUAGAUAGUUUUAGAAUUUACUGCUUAUAUUUCUCUUAACUCUGUGCUCCUUUUACA